Cimex lectularius (bed bug) is the source of this 1046-nucleotide messenger RNA. Its product is annotated as peptidyl-tRNA hydrolase 2, mitochondrial. The record is from RefSeq and is a predicted model, not a curated record. The coding region runs from base 492 to 1004 and encodes 170 amino acids. The transcript has 3 exons. Gene Ontology annotation, molecular function: peptidyl-tRNA hydrolase activity. NCBI's taxonomy places the organism in Eukaryota, Metazoa, Arthropoda, Insecta, Hemiptera, Cimicidae. Gene Ontology annotation, cellular component: cytosol; mitochondrion.
ACGCUCCCUGACGCGACCUCACGAAUUGCUCUUUUUAUCACCAAAAACUUUUGUUAUUAGAAAUUCGACUCCAUUCGGUUUUCUUAUGUUAUAAACAUUUAAUCCUAAUUAAAAAGUAAUAAAAAGCUUAAAUAUAAAAUUUCGUUUAGUGUAGAAUACCAUUCUGACCGUAUAAAAGAUGCUCUGUUUUUCCUUCACUGCGAAAUCUUACUCGGGCCGGUUCCCAUGUGUUUAACUUUAAAAGAGUCAGACAGGAGAAAUUACGGAAUCCGCCAUGUGUUGCCGACGCUGAGUUUCGCGAGUUUGCGGAAGGUUAUGGGUCGGUCGGCUCGUCGGAUUUAGAUUUUAGAUGUUUCUACAGCUAAAAAGUCUAAAACGAAUGUAUUGCUGAGAAACGAGAUUGGAGAGUUUGCCAAAGUGAGGUUCAGGAUUUUAAAGCUUGUAUGGCAGAAUAUAACCUCAAGAAAACUUCCAAAAUAGAUUCCUAGAAGAUGUACCAGUAUAAUUUAAGUGUCCAGGAUGUAUUAGUCGGAUUUACGGUUGGGCUGUUAACAGGAAUUUUUGUACCAAAAUUAUUCAACUCCAAGAAUAUAAAGACACUUGCGACUACAGCAUCAUCAUGGAAACAGUACAGAGAUGUCAAAAUGGUGAUUGUUGUGAGGUCGGAUUUGCUCAUGGGUAAGGGGAAAAUUGCUGCACAAUGUUCACAUGCGACAUUAAGCGCUUAUAAAGAAGCACUCAAGUUGAACCCAGAUAUGGUGAAAGCAUGGGAAAAGUCUGGGCAGACGAAAAUCGUCCUCAAAUUACCCAAUGAAGGAGAGGAAAGCACCGAAAAUGCCCUUUAUAAACUUAAAACCAAUGCGAACAAUUUAGGAGUCGUCGCUUCAGUAAUCCACGAUGCUGGGCGUACUCAAAUUGCUAGUGGUACAGCAACUGCUGUUGCUGUAGGUCCAGCUCAAUCCAAAACCGUCGAUCUUGUAACUGGACAUCUUAAGCUAUUGUAGUUAUUAUACAUUAAUAAAAUAACAAAAUUGAUUAUUUGUCAA